Thlaspi arvense is the source of this 3612-nucleotide messenger RNA. Lineage: Eukaryota; Viridiplantae; Streptophyta; Magnoliopsida; Brassicales; Brassicaceae. The record is from the annotation of a GenBank genome assembly.
AUGGUUUUAAUGACAAUGUCUCAAACAGGUGUAUCUGCUUCUGAAAAUGGGGAUGAUGAUGAUCAAUGGGCUGCUGUUGAGAGACUACCAACAUUUGAAAGGAUCACUACUGCUUUGUUCUGCAAAACAGAUGAACAAGGGGAGAGAAGAGCGAGAGGACAACUCAUGGAUGUCUCUAAGCUUGAUCAGGCUCAUGAUAGACAUGUUUUUAUCGAUGAGCUCAUUAGACAUGUUGAGAUUGAUAAUCUCCGCUUGUUGCAGACCAUAAAGAAGAGAAUCGACGAGGUUGGGAUCGAGUUACCAAAGAUUGAAGUGAGGUUCAGUGAUCUUUUUGUUGAAGCAGAGUGUGAGGUAGUCUAUGGGAAGCCGAUCCCAACUCUUUGGAAUGCUAUCGCAAGCAGAUUAUCUAGAUUCAUGUGUUCAAAGCAAGAAAAGAAGAUAAGCAUCUUGAAAGGCGUCAGCGGCAUCAUAAGGCCUAAAAGAAUGACUUUGUUGCUUGGUCCUCCUGGUUGUGGUAAAACUACUCUGCUACUCGCAUUAUCUGGAAGACUCGACCCUUAUUUAACGACUAGAGGAGAAGUACGUUACAACGGUCAUCUAUUCUCUGAGUUUGUUCCUGAGAAAACAUCGAGUUAUGUGAGUCAAAACGAUCUGCACAUUCCAGAGCUUAGUGUGAGAGAGACACUCGACUUUUCGGGAUGUUUCCAAGGCACAGGAAACCGUUUAGAAAUGAUGAAAGAGAUAACUAGAAGGGAGAAACUUGAAGGAAUAGUUCCAGAUCCUGAUAUAGAUGCAUACAUGAAGGCAGCUUCAGUUAAAGGUUCAAAAACUAAUCUGCAAACCGACUAUAUCCUAAAGAUCCUAGGACUCGAUAUCUGUGCAGAUACACGUGUUGGAGAUGCUUCAAGACCAGGAAUAUCCGGCGGCCAAAAGAGAAGGUUAACUACAGGUGAGAUGAUUGUUGGUCCAAUUAAAAAUCUAUUCAUGGAUGAAAUAUCGAAUGGUUUGGACAGCUCAACGACAUUCCAGAUUCUAUCAUUUUUCCAACAGUUUGUACUUCUAUCUGAAGGAACCAUACUGGUUUCACUGCUUCAGCCUGCACCAGAAACGUUUGAGCUUUUCGAUGACGUGAUUCUUAUGGGAGAAGGAGAGAUAAUCUAUCAAGGUCCACGGGAUUUCAUAUGUAGAUUCUUUGAGGAUUGUGGAUUUAAAUGUCCAAAUAGGAAAUCUGUUGCUGAAUUCUUGCAGGAGGUUAUCUCAAGGAAAGAUCAAGAACAGUAUUGGUGUCACAAUGACAAACCAUACUGUUAUGUCUCCGUUGACUCAUUCAUAGAGAGAUUUAAAAAGUCUGAUCUUGGGUUACAACUACAAGAAGAAGUCUCUGAGAGCUAUGAAAAGUGUCAGAGUCAAAAGGAUGCACUGUGCUUUAGAAAAUACUCACUCAGUAACUGGGAGAUGCUAAAAGCUUGCUCAAGGAGAGAGUUUCUUCUGAUGAAACGAAACUCUUUCGUUUACAUAUUCAAAUCUGGACUCUUAAUUUGCAUUGGAUUUAUUGCAAUGACUGUUUACCUAAGGACUGGGUCUACAAGAGAUGCUCUUCAUGCUAAUUAUCUUAUGGCCUCCAUGCCUGCGUGGCUUGAAUGGGGAUUCUGGUUUUCUCCACUGUCAUAUGCUGAGAUUGGUCUAACCGCAAAUGAGUUUUUCUCUCCACGGUGGAGAAAGAGGUCUCGUGGGAUUGUUUCUCGUGAGAAGAACACUCAAUGUUCAGAAAGAGGUGGUUCUAAAACUGGUUCCCAAUUAAAAAAUGCAUUGCCUUUCGAGCCACUAACUUUCACAUUCCAAGACGUGCGAUAUUUCAUCGAGACCCAUGAGGAGAAGAAGCUGCAGCUUCUCUCUGGAGUUACAGGAGCAUUCAAGCCCGGUGUCCUCACUGCUCUAAUGGGUGUGAGUGGCGCUGGUAAAACGACUCUGCUUGAUGUUCUCUCUGGAAGGAAAACCCGCGGUGACAUUAAAGGACAGAUCCACGUAGGCGGUUACCUUAAGGCUCAAGAAAAAUUCGCACGUGUCUCAGGUUAUUGCGAACAGUUUGACAUUCAUUCUCCGAAUGUAACUGUUGAAGAGUCCUUAGAAUACUCUGCUUGGCUUCGACUACCUUCUGAUGUUAAUCCAGAAACAAAGCGCGCAAUAGUCAAGGAUGUUCUUGAGACGAUAGAGCUCGAGGAGAUUAAAGAUUCUAUAGUGGGACUUCCUGGAAUUAGCGGUUUAACAACAGAACAACGAAAGAGACUAACAAUAGCUGUGGAGCUUGUUGCCAAUCCUUCAAUCAUAUUUAUGGAUGAACCAACCACAGGUUUAGAUGCAAGAGCUGCUGCAAUUGUAAUGAGAGCCGUGAAAAACAUUACCGAAACUGGCAGAACCGUUGUCUGCACGAUUCACCAGCCGGGCAUAGAUAUCUUCGAAGCAUUUGAUGAGCUGAUUCUGAUGAAAAAUGGAGGAAAGAUUAUCUAUAAUGGACCUCUUGGACAGCGUUCAAGCAAAGUUAUUGAAUACUUUCUGAGCAUUCCUGAAGUUCCAAAAAUGAAAGAGAACACUAAUCCAGCCACUUGGCUACUAGACAUUACUUCGAAAUCAUCUGAAGACAAACUUGGUGUUGAUUUGGCACAAAUGUACAACGAAUCAGAUUUGUUUAAGGAGAACAACAUACUUAUUGAGGAAAUGAGGUUUACAUCUUUGGGAUCAGAAAGAUUAAUCUCCUCUUCGCGAUAUGCUCAAACCGGGUGGGAACAAUUCAAAGCAUGCCUCUGGAAACAACAUCUUUCUUAUUGGAGGAACCCUUCAUACAAUCUCACUCGCAUCAUCUUCAUGUGCCUCACUUCUAUGCUCUGCGGCAUUCUCUUCUGGCAAAAAGCUAAGGAAAUAAACAAUCAGCAAGAUCUAUUCAACAUAUUUGGCUCAAUGUUCACUGUGGUUCUCUUCUCUGGUAUAAACAAUUGCUCAACAGUGUUAUUCUGCGUUGCGACCGAACGAAAUGUCUUCUACCGCGAAAGAUUUGCUCGAAUGUACACCUCGUGGGCGUAUUCCCUUGCUCAGGUGUUGGUUGAAAUUCCGUAUUCAUUAUUCCAAUCUAUCAUAUGUGUGAUAAUCGUAUAUCCUAUGGUUGGCUUUCACUGGUCGUUCUACAAAGUGUUUUGGAGCUUCUACUCAGUCUUCUGCUCGUUGCUCAUCUUCAACUAUUUCGGCAUGCUUUUAGUCGUCGUGACACCAAACAUUCACGUUGCGUUUACUCUCCGUUCAUCUUUUUACUCAAUCGUCAAUCUCUUUGCCGGUUAUGUCAUGCCAAAACCUAACAUUCCGAAAUGGUGGAUUUGGAUGUAUUACUUGAGUCCCACGUCAUGGGUUUUGAAUGGAUUGCUCACAUCGCAGUAUGGAGAUAUGGAGAAAGAGAUAACAGCUUUUGGUGAGAAGAAGAAAGUUUCAGCUUUCUUGGAAGAUUAUUUUGGUUACAGAUACGACUCUUUAGCUCUUGUAGCUGUUGUUCUCGUUGCUUUCCCCAUUCUCUUGGCAUCUCUUUUCGCAUUCUUUAUUGGCAAACUCAAUUUCCAAAGGAAGUGA